Molecule: messenger RNA, 900 nt
Organism: Lactuca virosa
Lineage: Eukaryota; Viridiplantae; Streptophyta; Magnoliopsida; Asterales; Asteraceae
Source: the annotation of a GenBank genome assembly
AUGUUAAGAAAGGAGUUGGAAAGUAAACAAUCUGAAAUUGAUCUUAAUCCUUUUGAUUGUAAGAUUAGGGAGGAGCAUACUAAUAUUCUUUUUGAUUUUAAUGUUGCUUGUAAUGAUGAAGAAAAGCUUCUAUUCCAGAGAUCUAAGAUAAAUUGGUUACAGGAAGGGGACAAUAAUACAAAGUUUUUUCAUAGAGUUGUGAAGAGCAGGGGCAAUAGAAAUCGUAUUCUGAUGGUUAUUGAUGAAGAUGGAAGAUGGGUUAGUGGGAAGGCUAUAAAGGAUAAAUUUGUUACUCAUUUCAAUAAGUUUUUGGGUUGUAAAGAUGUUACUGAGUUUUCGUGUUUAAAUGAUGGUUUCUUUCAUAAUAAAUUGGAUAGUAGGGUGGCUGCUAAUAUGAUAAGAGUGGUGACUGAUGAAGAAAUCAAAGUGGCGAUGUUUGAUAUUGAUGAAAAUCGUGCCCCUGGACCUGAUGGGUACUCCUCCAAAUUUUUUAAAAGUUCUUGGAACAUUGUUGGGCCGGAGGUGUGUAAAGCUGUGAGGGAAUUUUUUUGGACUGGUAAAUUGUUGAAGGGGAUUAACGCUACGAGAAUAGUGCUGGUUCCUAAAGUGGAGUUCCCGAGGAAAGUUUCUGAUUUCCGUCCUAUAGCCUGCUGUAACACUUUAUAUAAGUGUAUUAGUAAGAUUAUAGUGAACAGAAUUAGAAAUAGUUUGGGUGAUAUUGUGAGCAAAAAUCAAUCAGCUUUCAUUCCUGGAAGAUCUAUUGUGGAUAAUAUUCUCCUUGCUCAGGAGCUGAUGGUGGGGUAUAAAAAUAAGAGGGGAGUUCCCAAAUGCACCAUAAAGAUUGAUAUUCAAAAGGCAUAUGAUACGGUGGAUUGGAAUUUUCUUAGUAGAAUUCUGUAG